GCAGGAGGUGUUGGUGAACAGUGGCUCCAGUGGCAAUGUUUCAACACUCAGCUGGCUAGCUAAGGCAGACCUAGACUGCCAGACAGUGGAGGAGCUCAGGGGGAAACUGAAAUACUUUUUCAUGAGUCCUUGUGAGAAAUAUCAGGCAAGGGGUCGUAAGCCAUGGAAGAUGAUGCUUCAGUUUGUGAAGAUCAUCAUCAUAACUGUUCAGUUAGUAUCUUUUGGACUGAGCAAUGAGAUGAUGGUCACUUUCAAAGAAGAGAACCUCCUGGCCUUCAAACACCUCUUCCUUAAGGACUACAAGGACCGGGGCAGCACGUAUGCAGUCUAUACAAAGCAUGAAGUCCACGACCAUAUCGACCACAUCAUCAUGAGGUACUUGAACCUGCAGAAUGUGACCGUGGGCAAUCAUGCGUUUGAAACAGUGAAUGGAGUGGUUACCCCUCUUUCCCUGUGUCAGGAAUUCUAUCGCCAUGGCAACAUCUCCCCUGAAAACGACUCAUUUGACAUUGAUCCCCAUGUCGAAAAAGAGUGCAUUUAUAUUUAUCCUAUGAACUCCAUGGAAUAUGAAGUCUUUCCAAAUGAUGCAAACUUCACACUGCAUUUUAAAAGACUGUUAUCUGUGAACAUCUAUCUCAAAGUGAAGGCUAUUAAUCUGCAAACAGUUCGUCACGACGAGCUACCAGACUGCUACAACUUCAGCAUUGUGAUAGAGUUUGACAACAGAGCCCACAGUGGACGGAUUAAAGUGUCUUUAAACAGCAAUGCUGAGAUAAAGGUCUGCAAGGAAUGGACUGUCUCAAACUCCAACGCUGUGAGUCACUUCCUGCUGAUCGUGCUGUUUGACUCGCUGGUCAUCGUGGUGUGUCUGCUGUCGCUGGUUCUGUGCACACGCUCGGUGUGUGCCAGUGUCCGCCUGCUGCUCGAGUACGUUUGGUUUAUCUCUGAGCAUCAUGGGACAGUGUCAUGGUCCGAUCGCAUGCAGUUUGUCAAUGGAUGGCACAUUCUGAUCAUCCUCAGUGACGUACUGACUAUUACUGGAUCAGUUCUCAAAAUCUGCAUCCAGAGCAAAGAGCUGACAAACUACAAUGUAUGCAGUAUUUUAUUGGGCACCUCCACCAUACUAGUGUGGACUGGAGUCAUGCGUUACCUGGGCUUCAUCAAGAAAUAUAAUAUCCUCAUCCUCACACUGAAGGCGGCACUGCCCAACGUCAUGCGAUUCUCCACCUGUGCUGUGCUCAUCUACGUCAGCUACUGCUUCUGCGGCUGGAUCGUGUUGGGACCGCACCACGAAAAUUUUCGUAGCUUCAACACUGUGGCGUACUGCCUGUUCUCCAUGAUCAACGGCGACGAGAUCUAUUUGACCUUCAGCAAGCUGCGGGAGAGGGGCUCCAUGGUGUGGCUCUUCAGCAGGGUCUACAUCUACAGCUUCAUUUCCAUCUUCACUUACAUGGUCCUCAGCCUCUUCAUUGCCAUCAUCACCGAAACGUACGAGACCAUCAAGCAACAGCAGAAGCAGCAGGAUGGCAUGGUGUUCUCUGAGCUUCAGGCCUUUAUCACCACAUGCAAAAACCAUCCAACCUUUGGCACAUACAAGCUGGAUCAAGAGCCCUCUAGCUACCUCUGACCGCCUUGCCUCUGACCGCCCUGCCUCUGCACUGGCCCAAGCAGACAAUCAGGAUCCACCCUGCAGGAAACCACAUUUACACUGCAAAACAGCUAUAUACCAGCUUCCUAACAGCUAGGUAGCAGCUUCAUUAAAUCUGCACUUGGUUCUGAAGUCACGGGCUCUGAUAUAUUGUGCAUGCAGUAGAUUACAGACAGGGUGAGCUUUUGUGUUCCUUGGCCUCAAUGGGCACAAGUGCUUUCACUGCAGGAAAAAAAUCAAAAGGCCAUAAUACAAUGUCUACCCUCCUGUUAAGAGAUUUGACAGUUUAUAGCAUACUGAGGGAGGUGCCUGUGUACGUGUUUAUCACUCUGUUUACAUUGAUAGAAUUUCUCUUGAUCACUUUUAAUUUGCCAUUAAUAUAAUAAGAUACAACACUUAUAAAUGACAGUAAAAUGCCGUAGAACUGUUCUGAAAGUUAUACACUACCCAUAUUCCUCUAUAUAGAUCAAUAUGAAAGAUAUUCAAGUUCAAUAUAAUGUGGAAGUGUGAAAUAUUCUUACUGACAAGCUUUUUAUUUGAACACUUAGUGACUUGAAAAGUGUGUUAUUAUUAAUGUUAUUAUUAAAGGCUCCACUUCUUGGCGUCUGUUGUAUAAUUCAAAUUAGACCCCUGAAGGUCUAGUUUUUUGUUAUUUGAGUUGUUGUUUUUUUUUAUUCUUUAUGAAAUAAUGGUGACUCAGUCAAAAAUUGGGAUAAUGUUGAGAAUAAACUGUUCCCUUUUUUGCUGUGGUUACUGAAUAUCCUCCCUCACCCAAGGGAAGGAAGAUUAGAGCUCAAAUGGAAAAAGUGGGUUUGUAAAGUGUAAAUGUCAAGUGGAGUGUUAGCUAAUAGGGGACUGGACAGUGGAGUGUCCAAAGCACUUGGGCUUUGUUGAGGAUAUGAAAGCCAGCAAAAAUCAUGGGGAAUUUUGCAGCCUUUUUAUCUGCUCUGUGAGUAUCUGAGGAUGGAAGUGUUUUGACUACUAGUCAUGGUAAACCCACACACGUUGGCAAAAUGGCCUGAUGUAACUGGGUUGCUUCAACAAAUUGACUGUUGUGCUGACAAAAUCUGGCCUGAUUAAAUGGAUAUGUUAAGUGAGUCUUUGCAAUCGCUUGAAGAUAAAAUUAUGUGGCUUGCAGGGCAGGCUAUGGCUCAUUCCCCAGGGCUUUUGUUUAAUGUUCCGCCCCAUACCACAGACCAGCCAGUAGUUCCAGCAGCACCAGGUUUGCAGAGCGCGGUUCAGACAGCUCUGACUGGUCAGACAGGCAUGCCGCAGUAGUUGCGCCUUAGAAACGAGACUGCCUCCACUCAAAGUCAGUAACCCAAAGAGUAAAUGAUAAGAUCAUACUGGGAUUCUGGGAUCCGGAUUCUUGCGGGAUCCCAUGAUCUGUCCAAUCGGGAUGCGUCUGUAAUCCUUCAGACAUGCACUCCUCCCACCUAUCCUGGUGCCUUUGCUUCUAUACCAAUGCCACACCCACCUACCUGUGUGGGGGAGGCGUUCUGGAUGCUGAGAGUCUGUGUGGAGCAGAUGUUAGGCUUGUGGAGCUCCUCCCACUCUGAUGUCACAGACAUCAUCCAGGGACCUACUGAGUCUUUUGCACGGUUCCUUUUCAUGCUUUGUGAUGGCCUACUGUAACUACACUAAAACUCCACCUUCACAGAAAUCUAUGAGAGCACUCUUCCCACCUUGUGUACGUGGGUUAACUCGGCACGGUGGGGGGGAAAGGCCCAGUGUGUCAUGAAUAAAAGUUUAGCAGCCAAUAAAAAAGGUUGUGGACAUGGUAAUGCCCACUGCAAAGUCUAACAAAAAGAACAAGAAAGCCCUGAAGGCCACGGUAAAAACACAGACAAUUCUCUUGUCACAAGUGUAAAAAAUAUGACCAUGAAAC
Messenger RNA from Electrophorus electricus (electric eel), 3536 nucleotides. RefSeq names its product mucolipin TRP cation channel 3a (gene mcoln3a). Gene Ontology annotation, cellular component: plasma membrane; lysosomal membrane. Gene Ontology annotation, molecular function: NAADP-sensitive calcium-release channel activity. Lineage: Eukaryota; Metazoa; Chordata; Actinopteri; Gymnotiformes; Gymnotidae. The record is from RefSeq and is a predicted model, not a curated record.